Olea europaea var. sylvestris is the source of this 1175-nucleotide messenger RNA. Its product is annotated as protein PPLZ12. NCBI's taxonomy places the organism in Eukaryota, Viridiplantae, Streptophyta, Magnoliopsida, Lamiales, Oleaceae. The coding region runs from base 104 to 979 and encodes 291 amino acids. The transcript has 5 exons. The record is from RefSeq and is a predicted model, not a curated record.
CCUUGACCCAGGCACAAAAAACCCGCGUAGGUAUUUCUCUACAUAUCUGCAUUUUCAGAAAUUCAAUACAGUGGAAUCAUAGAAUCUGUGCAGGUCAAUAGAAAUGGGGAACACUUCAUGCUUGCUUUGUGGGUGCGUUGAUCAGGCAAGCGUAGGGGUGGUGGAGAAGUGGGGGCGGUUCCAGAGGCUGGCGGAGCCGGGGUUCCACUUUUUCAACCCGCUUGCCGGAGAAUGCCUCGCCGGGAUACUCUCCACUAGGAUCAACUCUCUUGAUGUCAAAAUUGAGACCAAAACCAAGGACAAUGUCUUCGUUCAAAUGCAUUGCUCAAUUCAAUAUCGAGUAAUCAGGGGAAAUGCUGAUGAUGCCUUUUAUGAAUUACAAAAUCCCGAGGAGCAGAUCCAGUCUUACGUAUUUGAUGUUGUUCGAGCUCAUGUUCCUAGAAUGACUUUGGAUGAGCUUUUUGAACAAAAGGGUGAUGUUGCUAAUGCUGUCUUAGAGGAACUUGAGAAGGUGAUGGGAGCAUAUGGAUAUAACAUAGAGCACAUAUUGAUGGUCGACAUCAUUCCUGACCCAUCUGUACGCAGAGCAAUGAAUGAGAUAAAUGCAGCUCAAAGGAUGCAGCUUGCUAGUGUGUACAAGGGUGAAGCAGAUAAGAUUCUCCAGGUCAAGAAAGCAGAAGCUGAUGCUGAAGCCAAAUAUCUUGGUGGAGUCGGGGUCGCUAGACAGCGUCAGGCAAUUACAGAUGGCUUGAGGGAGAACAUCUUGAACUUCUCCCACAAGGUUGAAGGCACCUCGGCUAAGGAGGUGAUGGAUCUUAUCAUGAUCACCCAGUAUUUCGACACAAUCAAAGAUCUUGGAAAUAGUUCCAAGAACACAACGGUUUUCAUACCCCAUGGUCCAGGUCAUGUCCGGGAUAUUGGUGAGCAGAUACGCAAUGGACUGAUGGAGGCUUCAACUGCACAGGUCAAUGUUGAAUAAUUUUGCUGGUUUUGUCAAUAUAUUUUACACGAAUGUCUCUAUAACUAAAUAUGAACUUGUUUUUGAGUUAUUUGGAAUAUGAACAUAGAAUUUGUGGGAUGAAUAAUCGUAGGCACUAGUAAAUGUGCUAUAUCCGUUAAGUUCUUUUGUUUCUGGUGCAUUGCUUUCGUGGUUGUGCCUGAAAUAUGAUUUCUGA